Molecule: messenger RNA, 1416 nt
Organism: Pleurotus ostreatus (oyster mushroom)
Lineage: Eukaryota; Fungi; Basidiomycota; Agaricomycetes; Agaricales; Pleurotaceae
Exons: 2
Coding region: 1-1416 (471 amino acids)
Source: RefSeq, a predicted model, not a curated record
AUGCAAUCAUCUUUAGCGCGACGGUCGUUCAAUUUUUUGUUUCCUUUCCACAAAUGUGCGACAUUUCAGCUAUCGUUGCUUCCGACGCGUCAGCAAGCACAGACACUCCCGCUCCUUCCCGACGAGAUAUGGCUCGAGAUCUUCGAGUUCGCCACAUAUCUUCAUCAUUCCAAGACCAUAGCUCCGCUCCCCGCUUUCACACCGGCGCGUAUAUCCACCAACGCGAUGGCAGCCAAUACCCCUUAUCUUACCAUGAGAACAAAAAAUGCUCUCGUCCUUGUCUGCAAAUCCUGGCGUAGAAUUGCGCUGCGUCUCCUGUUUGAACACAUCUCUAUUCCAAGCUUACGACGCGCCAAACUGGUGUUUCAUGUGUUGCGAAACAGCUGCGAAACCGGCUUCGCGCAUCUGGGCUAUAGAUACGGGCAAUGGACGCGACAUCUGGAAAUAUUCAGCCAUGGUCGCGGAACAUUCGACUAUCUUCGAGUGAUCUUCGAGAUUAUGAAACUAUGUCCCAACUUAAACCACCUCACCGGGCAUUGGGAUGUACCGUUGCCAAAUGAAUUCCUCGACGCGAUAAUCAAGCUAUACGGCCCUUCUCUAAAGGGCUUGCGAUGGAGCGACGACAAAGUGCCGCAAGCUGCAUCAACCCCCACAUUCUUGUGCUCUUUUUCGUCGUUGCGUAUCCUUGAUUUACGCAAUUUCUACGGAAAUGAUGAAUCAGUCUUCAAGCCACGGUCCGACCUACCAAGUCUUCCACGAAUGAAGACUCUCAUUAUUUCCUCCCGGGAGAGAUCCGUAACCGUGGCCUCUGUCCUUGUGUUACCCACUGUCGAGAACCUAGUCAUUGAAGUAUUGUCGUCGCGGGGCAACGGUCUGGUGGGAUUCUCCCAAGGGCUCACGAAGAUGCUCACGAACCUCGGCAAGACGCUCACGUCUGUAGAUAUCUUACCCCCGGUGAACCCUAGUGAGCAAUCUGAUGAAGGUCAAGCCCAACUCGAUCCAAGUCUAUUUCUCCAACCCGGGGUGUGUCCGAACCUCCACUCGUUGACCUUCCCGCAGUCCUCGCCCCAAUGCGCGCAACAUGUUCACCCGAAUCUUCGACGUAUUGGGAUACGGGGGAUCAAAGGCGACUACAUGUAUCCAAACAAGGCAUCUUCCACAAAGACCCACCUGAUGUCAAUAAGCCGCGAACUGUACCCGAAGCUAGAGAUUGUCCGGACCAUAGGAUUCUUAGUCGAUUCGUGUGGAGAUUCGCUCAUGAAGGACAUAUUCAUCUGGUGGGCGGAAAGAUUUGAAGACCAAGGGAUCGAUCUUCAGGAUGGGGAAGGCGUUGUAUAUUUGUACACUGAGCCCGAGCCUGAAGAAUCGCCCGGCAUACAAAUGGAAGUCGCCCUCGCUGGGACAAACUUACAUUGA